AUGCAAACGGACCUCGCCAUUGGUAAAGUACCCGUCAAAGGUCUUGUUCCCGUUCUUGUGAGAAACCCACUCGCCACUUUGGGCGUAUCCCUGGUCCCGCAGGCUGAGGGCCAUAGCAUCGACUCCAAUGGGCUCCUCAUCGCGCUUAUUGUAGAGGUAGUCGAGUGUGGUCGCGCAGCUUGCGGAGGAAGAUUUGGCGGUGAUGAGAGCUGCAAUGCCAGAGGCAAACGUGCCAAUUCCCGCGAGGCCGGCUCCUCCUGCGACAACCCAGUUUUGCCAAGCGGUCAUCUCGACGCGCGUGUGGAGGUUGUUUACUCCUGGAGCCUCGGUCAUGUGAGGUGGAGCGGGCUCCAGUUCCUCGGCAAGGGCCAUGGGGGCUGCAUUGAAGCAGAGUAUGCCCAUGAGAAUCAUCUGGGUGAAAGAGGGAGCCAUGGUUCUUGA
Messenger RNA from Penicillium longicatenatum, 441 nucleotides. RefSeq lists its product as uncharacterized. The transcript has a single exon. NCBI's taxonomy places the organism in Eukaryota, Fungi, Ascomycota, Eurotiomycetes, Eurotiales, Aspergillaceae. The record is from RefSeq and is a predicted model, not a curated record. The coding region runs from base 1 to 441 and encodes 146 amino acids.